AUGCGAGCGGCGCGUGGUUUUAAGUUCGACGAAUUCGAUGACCUCUGUGGCGAGCUGGAUGGAGAACAACUUCAGCUGAAAUGGCAGCACUACACCCGCGCGUUGUCCGCAGCAUCGACAAGCACAGCCGUGGCGACACUGGCCGCAGGACCCACGGGAGGCGUCUCGAUGAUAGGGGCCAUGAUCGCUGGUCCGCUUAUCCACAACGCGCGGAAGAAGCGCCAGAUCAUCGAGCACCACAUGAGCAUCAGGGGCAUUGAGCCGGAGACGCGCAACAAGGACAUCUACGGCCCCAUGGGCUUCAGCGCAAUCGUCUCCCAUGCUGCUAUUGAUGCUGGUGUCACGGCUGCCGAAGACAAGCAUUCGCAGAGGGAACAUGACAAGGAGAUUGAAAAAGCAGGCGCCCAGCUUGUGCGCGCUAAUACCGCGCCUGUAUCGCAGGUGGUUCCGAUGAACCCGAGUAUUGGACAGGUGCUGCUGAACCACACAAAGAGCAUGCCUACCUCGCUAGGGGCCACAGCAAACGGACUCAUUGCGUCGGCGGCGCGCCUGAAGGCUGAGAAAUACCCUUUGUUAAAGGAGUAUCUUACCUCUGUUGCGGUCCAAUCACGAGGAACUCUGUCAAAACAAACAUCAAGGGAGGGAGGCCCUCGCGCGCCCUUCCGGUCCGGGACCAGCCAGAACUAUGAAUCACAUUCGUCUUCCGCCCCACUCUCAUCCAUCCAAGAGAAGGCCUUCGUCCCAGACACCAGCCCAUCUCCGGCGACCUCACGCGAGCCGGUUGAGCUCGAUUCCACGCCUCGGACAGCUCCCUCGAAAUUGGACUCGUGUAUUGUCAGCCCCCUCUCGCCGCCCAGUUCGGCAAGCCAUUGGCCCUCGCCACCUCAGUCCUUCGUCUCAGAGCUUGAAGACGCCAGCAGCCCCGGGUCGUCCACCUUCCAUACGAGCACUGGAUCCUCCGAGCUUCCAGGCGAUGCUGACACCAUCAUGUCCAGCUUGCUCGAAGCCAUCGACGAGACAACCCUGAACGAGCUCGAGGCCGACCUAGAGUGCGCUGUCGUGGAGAUGGACAACCCUGAGACCUGGAUCAAUUCAGUCGAGAAAGAAGCCGGAGCUGCCGCCUCCACACCUGAGGCAAGGCGCAUGAGCAGGACAUUCAAGCUGCCCUCCGACCUGGACAGCCUCGUCAGACGUCACAGCACGCGCUUCACCCGCCGGUCCAGUCAGCGGGGUAGCAGUGUGCGGUAUAGCCAGUAUUCAUUUGUAGAGGGCGAAGACAAGUUGAGCACAGCCUCGAUCACAACGCUGCGGAAACCCGCAUCACAGGCGACCUUGCGCACCAGCGCCUCGUCGACACGCCUUCAAGUAUCGAGUCUGGACGGGGAUCAGCGUCUCGUGCAGCAACAUGACAACCUAAAAGCCAAGUCCCUCGAAACUCACACCCAUCCUAACCGCCAGCUGCGGCGUCCAGCGUCCAACAGCUCUCUGCUGCCUGCGUACAGUGCGGUGGACGCAGCCUCCGCUCCGGCGUACAAAAUCACCCACAACACCAACGAGCCACAUUCGCCACAAGACCAUGACUUGCACGCGCGGCAGCAACAAGGGGAGUCCUCUCGCGGCGCACCCGCAGGUCACGAUACCGCCGCUCAUGAUGCCACCGACGGGAUACAUAACCCGCCGCUGUCAUCGUCACGCUCACUCCCGCUCCGGCCGAUGACGCACCACUCAUCGAGCGGUUCGAUGUCUUCGGCGCUAAGCCGGACGGGCAGCGUGGCGCUGAGCGCGCACGAGGGCAUGAAGAAGGUUGGGUACUUCGGGCUGGAGCCGGCGACCAAGCUGGCCAUAGCGGGCAGCCUCCUGAUGGUCGGCGUGAGGCCGAGCGUGCAGCGCAAGUAUCUGGACAAGGCCAAGGGUAGGAUGGGUCUGCCUGUCGAGGAUAAGGGGAACAAUGGCUUCAUGGGUAUGGGGAAAGAAUUUGGAAAGGGAGAGGAGAAGCAGAAGCGCGUGCAUGGGGACGAUGCUUAUCUUGAUUACAUUUAA
Diaporthe citri is the source of this 2040-nucleotide messenger RNA. RefSeq lists its product as uncharacterized. The transcript has 2 exons. NCBI's taxonomy places the organism in Eukaryota, Fungi, Ascomycota, Sordariomycetes, Diaporthales, Diaporthaceae. Bases 1 to 2040 code for a protein of 679 amino acids. The record is from RefSeq and is a predicted model, not a curated record.